Cherax quadricarinatus is the source of this 1128-nucleotide messenger RNA. Lineage: Eukaryota; Metazoa; Arthropoda; Malacostraca; Decapoda; Parastacidae. The record is from RefSeq and is a predicted model, not a curated record.
AUGUAUCGCAUGUACGCGUGGAAUUGUCCUCGCUGGCUUGUAAACAGUGGCACACUGGCUGUACAUGGAGUGGCCGGGCUGCUCAGGCCGCGCGGACACGUUUGGCUUCAGAUUUGGAAGCAGUUACGUGGUCUCAAGGCUACAUACCAUCCUUUAGAAGGUCUUAGACAUUGUUAUUUAGGCUCACACUUACCAUUUGAAGUAUCAGUGAUGCCAUUAUUACCCUGUGCUAGCAUCUUGCACACUGACAGAGUCAGUGGUACCACCUCAGAAGAGCAGGUGGUGAGGGUAAACUCUUUCAUCAAAGGCCACGUGAAGUCACUGAGAGACAAACUGUACAUCUUCGAUUCUUUUAUUGGUAAAGAUGUGACCAUAAUUUCAUCAGGACCCUGUGUUGUUUUAGGGUUUCAGCUGCAAGGUUGUAAUAUAUCUGUAAAUUUGCCAAGUGGACAUGUUUGGCAACUGUAUCCAUGCGAUACAGGUGAUGUAAUUACAUGUCAUGGAUUGAGUGAUAAUUUAUUAAUGUUACAACAUGAUGUAAUGGCAAGUAUCUUUAGCACUAAGUGGUCAGUAUUUUUGGCCAGAACUAGACUGGAUAAGGAAGAUUUGUGGCCAAAUGUUGAGAGCCAGUAUCAGACUUUGUUAACAGCAAAACUGUUUGUUGUGGAUUGUCCUGUUGAGAAACAAAUACAGAUACUUACGACUUUGAUCGCAAGCAUUACUGACAAUCAGAUUCAGUUAGAAUGGAUGUCAAAAGUUGAGGAGUGGAAAAGAUGCUCUCGAGUCUCACUUUUUGAAGUUGCUUAUAAAUGUAACCUCAAGAGAAUAAUUAAAAUGCGUGAAGGUGUCUAUCUUAGAACUGUGAAACAGUUCAUCCGAGACACUGCUAAUGAAGUUGCUGGAAAGUCUCUCCUUCCUUACUUCAGUUACAUAGUGGCAAGAGGAAAAAGUGCAGUGGAGGAACUUCUGCAAGAGCUUCACCAGCAGUUGCUGCAGCUACGUCUGUCCACACCUCGCUUGUUGGCAAAUAUUGCUGAUUUGCUUGGCUGUAUGGCAGCAGGAAGAGGUGGACUGAGAAGUGGACCUGCAGCCAAUCCUCAAUGGAAGAAUGCCUUAUUAGAGCUCAAG